CCGGUUAUGGACGUGUGUCUGAGCUCCGUGCAGCAGCCUGGGCGCUUGGGGGGAGAACCGAGCUCCCCACCUGGCUGGUUGGAGGCCGAGAAGGAGGGGGCUCUCCAGAAAGAUGGCGCCGGGGGACCCCCAGGAGAUUCUAACAAGAUAGAAGCAACUCUUCAUAGCCUCCAGAAAUUUGUUCCUACAGAUUAUGCCAGCUACACUCAGGAGUAUUAUCAGUUUGCAGGCAAGAAGAUAGUCAUUCAAGAAUCCAUAGAGAGUUAUGGAGCAGUGGUGUGGCCAGGGGCUACAGCUUUGUGUCACUAUUUGGAGGAACAUACAGAUGAACUGAAUCUCCAAGAUGCUAAAAUACUUGAAAUUGGUGCUGGACCAGGCCUUGUUUCCAUCGUGGCCAGUAUUCUAGGAGCUCAAGUCACAGCAACUGAUUUGCCUGAUGUCUUAGGAAACCUUCAAUACAAUCUUCUAAAAAACACACUAAAAUGUACAGCACAUCUGCCUGAAGUGAAAGAACUGGUAUGGGGGGAAGACCUGGAACAAAACUUCCCCAAGUCAACUUUUUAUUAUGAUUAUGUUCUGGCCUCGGAUGUGGUCUACCACCAUUACUUCCUGGACAAGCUGCUCACCACCAUGGUGUACUUUUCCCAGCCAGGAACUGUGCUGCUUUGGGCAAACAAGUUCAGAUUCAGCACAGAUUAUGAAUUUUUAGAUAAAUUCAAUCAAGUUUUUGAUACAACACUCUUGGCUGAAUAUCCGGAGUCAUCUAUUAAACUUUUUAAGGGGAUAUUAAAAUGGGGUUAAAUCAAAGAAAAUGCCGUUCAAAA
This is a messenger RNA of Propithecus coquereli (Coquerel's sifaka), 824 nucleotides long. It is a transcript of the gene METTL21C, whose product is annotated as methyltransferase like 21C. The transcript has 4 exons. The coding region runs from base 7 to 801 and encodes 264 amino acids. Gene Ontology annotation, molecular function: protein-lysine N-methyltransferase activity. Gene Ontology annotation, biological process: peptidyl-lysine methylation. Gene Ontology annotation, cellular component: cytosol; cytoplasm. Lineage: Eukaryota; Metazoa; Chordata; Mammalia; Primates; Indriidae. The record is from RefSeq and is a predicted model, not a curated record.